Vidua chalybeata is the source of this 753-nucleotide messenger RNA. RefSeq lists its product as uncharacterized. Bases 1 to 711 code for a protein of 236 amino acids. The transcript is spliced from 9 exons. The record is from RefSeq and is a predicted model, not a curated record. Lineage: Eukaryota; Metazoa; Chordata; Aves; Passeriformes; Viduidae.
AUGGGGGCACAGGUAAUAAAUAGGGGGGCUCAGGUGUGCCCAGGUGUGCCCAGGUGUGCCCAGGUGUGCCCAGGUGGGCUCAGGUGGGCUCAGGUGGGCCGGGGGGGUCGUCUCAGGUGGGUCCAGGUGGGAUCAGGUGUGCCAGGUGCACUCAGGUGCAGUUCAGCUGUGCCCAGGUGCGCUCAGGUGCGCUCAGGUGAGGUUCAGGUGAGGCUCAGCUGUGCCCAGGUGCGCCCAGGUGUGCUCAGGUGUGCCCAGGUGUGCCCAGGUGUGCUCAGGUGCGCCCAGGUGCGCUCAGGUGAGGCUCAGCUGUGCCCAGGUGUGCUCAGGUGCGCCCAGGUGCGCUCAGGUGAGGUUCAGGUGAGGCUCAGCUGUGCCCAGGUGUGCCCAGGUGUGCCCAGGUGCGCUCAGGUGAGGCUCAGCUGUGCCCAGCUGUGCCCAGGUGCGCCCAGGUGCGCUCAGGUGAGGCUCAGCUGUGCCCAGGUGUGCCCAGGUGUGCUCAGGUGCGCCCAGGUGCGCUCAGGUGAGGCUCAGCUGUGCCCAGGUGUGCCCAGGUGCGCUCAGGUGAGGUUCAGCUGUGCCCAGGUGUGCCCAGGUGUGCCCAGGUGCGCUCAGGUGAGGCUCAGCUGUGCCCAGCUGUGCCCAGGUGCGCCCAGGUGCGCUCAGGUGAGGUUCAGGUGCGCCCAGGUGCGCCCAGGUGCGCUCAGGUGAGGCUCAGCUGUGCCCAGGUGCGCCCAGGUGCGCCCAGGUGCG